AAUCAAAAGAAACAACAAGUCCAAUUAACGAAUAAAUGAUUCUAGGCUUCUAUCGUUAGCCUCUGUCAGUGGUACGGUAAGUGAGAAAUUGUGAGAAGACAAGAAAAUGGCGAUGAUGCAAUUGUGCGGCGCUGUAGCAAGGAGAGUGAUGACGUUGCAGCGGCCUCCGCUGACAUCUGCCUCGAUGAGUGGGGUAGCGGCGGGAGCGCCGAUCCUGUGCGGCAGAGGCGACAAGAAGACAAGGAAAGGGAAGAGAUUCAAAGGGUCAUAUGGGAACGCUAGACCCAAAAAGGAGAAGAUGAUAGAGCGCAUCAAGGAUAAAGUCGAGGUUCCCAGGUCUACCCCUUGGCCUCUCCCCUUCAAGCUCAUCUAAUUUUUCUUUUUCUUUCUUUUUUCUCAUGUUCUCUCUGUGUCGCUUUUGUAAUAACUGUAGUAAUGAAGCUAAAAAUACGUGUUAAUGAUUAUGACUCAUGAGCAGAAUUUGAACAAUUUUGUGGCUGUUUGAUUGGAUGAGUUACUUUAUUUUUCUGGGGUUUAAGUUUUAGGUAAGGGUUCUUGUUUAUUUAAACUGUUACUGUGUAUUAAUUUCAAAGUUUAUCUUUUUA
Molecule: messenger RNA, 605 nt
Organism: Theobroma cacao (cacao)
Lineage: Eukaryota; Viridiplantae; Streptophyta; Magnoliopsida; Malvales; Malvaceae
Product: 30S ribosomal protein S31
Biological process (GO): plastid translation
Cellular component (GO): ribosome; plastid
Source: RefSeq, a predicted model, not a curated record